This is a messenger RNA of Anolis sagrei ordinatus, 1557 nucleotides long. Its product is annotated as keratin, type II cytoskeletal 8-like. Gene Ontology annotation, molecular function: structural constituent of skin epidermis. The record is from RefSeq and is a predicted model, not a curated record. Gene Ontology annotation, biological process: keratinization; intermediate filament organization. Lineage: Eukaryota; Metazoa; Chordata; Lepidosauria; Squamata; Anolidae. Gene Ontology annotation, cellular component: keratin filament.
AUGCCUUACCACAUCAAUCCUGGAUGUGGUCCAAGAAACUACAACUUCUAUAAUGGAGGUCAGGUCCCUGCCAGCCAUGGCUUUUGCCCUCCUAUGGAUACUGGAAUGUGUAAUGGAGGAACAGGUGGCUUCAGCAGUCAAAGUGUCGGCUCCUGUGGACCUUGGCCUGCCUUCAGUAACAACUUUCCUGGAAAUGGACAUCCUGGCAAUGUUGGGGCUGGAUACAACUAUUGUGGCACUAGGCCCAACCAUUUCUUCAUGAACAAUGGAGGAGCAGGUGCUCCUGGGGAAUCACGUAUCACCUCUGUAACAUGCAACGAGUCCCUGCUGAAACCGCUCGACCUGGGAUUAGACACCGAAGCCCUAGCUGAGAAGCGUGAGACCAAGAAUGAACUUCAGAGCCUGAACAGCAAAUUGGCCAGUUUCAUUAACAAGGUCCAAUUGCUGGAACAACAUAAUCUGAUGCUAAAGACAAAAUGGGACUUUGUGCAAGAAAAGAAACAGCACAGAAGUGACAUGGAGCCCCUCUUUGAUGAUCAUACUAGCAGACUUAAGAAGGAGUUGGAGUGCCUUGAUCGUGAGAAGAAAGAGCUACAGAUCGAGCAUGAUAGUUCAGCACAGACAAUGGAGAAAAACAAAAGCAGGUAUGAGGAAGAAUUAAAUAAGCGAGCAACUGCUGAGAAUGGGUUUGUCUUACUUAAAAAGGAUUUGGACUUUGCCUUUGCAGACAAGGCAGAAUUGGAGGCCAAGGUAGAAAAAUUGGCCAAACAUAUCAGCUUCUUGAAACAUAUAUAUGCACAGGAAAUCUCUGAGCUGCAGAACUCCAUUUCUGAGACCUGUGUCAUGGUUCAAGUAGACAACAGAAGAGCCUUAGAUUUGAACCACACCAUUGAGGAAUUCCGGCGUCAGCAUGAAUACAUUGCAUCCCGAACUCGAGCUGAGGCUGAAGCUUGGCUCCAGCAUCAGUAUCAAGAGCUCAAGACUACAGCAGCAAAGAACAAUGACAACCUGAAUAAUAUCAAGGAAGAAAUUCAGGCUCUAACUCGCACUGCUCACCAACUGGAAUCACAAAUCACAAGUAUCAAGACUCAGCGUUGCAGGUUGGAAGAUGAGGUGGUUGAAGCUAAAGAACAUGGAGAGACGGCUGUGAAGGAUGCCAUGUGCAAAUUGAGUGAUGUGGAGGAGGCCCUGCACAAAGCAAAACAGGACAUGGCCUGCCAGUUACGGGAAUAUCAGAGCCUGAUGAAUGUCAAGAUGGCUCUCAACAUUGAGAUUGCUACUUACAGAAAGCUAAUAGAAGGAGAGGAAUGUUGGUUGAAGAGAGGAGACCGUGCAGUGAACAUAUGUGUCCAAAGAAGUGAGGGUGCAAUUGUCGGUGAUGGCAAUUUCCGUCAUGGAUCAGGGCGCAAACUUCCAUGUGAAACCAAGCCCAGCAGCAAAGAUGUUUGUGACAGUGAUAAAGCCACCCCUGGAAGCAGUGUCACCGCAAAAAGUGGCCCUGGAGAUGCUGGAGAUGAGGGAGGCUCUUCGUGUUCCUCUUCACCUGUCCCUCAUUAA